AUUGCAGCCCUCUUUCCGGAUGUGCCUCCUCCCCUUCUUACUCCCCUCUCUCCCCACCGCCCUCAGCACCAGCCUCUUUAGCGUCAGGCUUCUUGGCCCGACCGGGCCCGUUUGGUCCCCUGUCCGGUGGCACCGGGCAGUGAGGGACGCAGGGGUCGUCGCCACCUCCUCCCGGAUGGAAUGAAACCUAGGGCUGACCACUUCUCCCGCUCGGGGUUUGUCUGCGGAGCCCGCAGUCUAGACCCCGGGAUGUAGUUGAGACCCGGCUAAGGGCAGAGGGUCCAGGCCUGGGUUCGGUUUCGCCUCUGUCCCCAGGCUGGCAGCGUAACAAACUUGGGCCGGGCUUUUUGUCCCACUGAGCAUCAGUUCCCCUGUCUGCAGAUUGAAGUUAAUAGCACUUACGGAGCUGUGUAUAGAAUCAAGUUGGGUAGCUAUUGCAAGUAAAUCGGUAACGGAGCUCAGGUCCCGGCACACAGUAAGCACUUCGCAAAAGGCAUUAGUUGCUGUUGGAGCUUGAGUCUGUGUGGUACAGCCAUAGGCACUGUGGGGUAGCUUGGAAGAUGAGAUGUUUCAGUCAUAUCUCUGCUCUCCUCCACUCUGUGCUCCGUGACAAACACUAGGAAUACCAAUUCCAAUACAGGGCUGACGACCAGUAAACAGAGUUUAAGGCCAGAGGGUGGAACCACCAGCUCUGCCAAAGAGAAGUGAGGUUAAAACUUCACGUCUGAGCUAGGUUAGAAAGGGUGAAUACGUUUUACAGGUAGGAGUUGUGUGCAAAGAUUGAAAAGAAGUGGAGGAAGUAAGAGUAGAAAUGGGUAGGUGGGGACUAGCUUAUGAAAGGUGUUGAGUAAGAACUAGUUAAACAUAAAGUAAUUGGUAAAUAAGGUGACAAUGUGUUAAGGACGACCUAACUAUUUCUAGCAGUAAGUUCUUUAGACAUUCAGACCAGAGGGUGAUGACCCGGGCUGAGAUUUGUGCAGGAGAUGGGUGAGGGCAGUUCCGAGAGGUUGGAAAACACAGGCCUGUCCUGGGGUAGGGAAGCCCUAGUGAGAAGGAAGCUGAAAUUGGAAGNGCGGACUACCUCAUUCUCAUUUUCAGAGUUCUCCACCCAGAAUGACUUCAGUGCCUAGACCAGAGAUCGUAGAAGAAGAGGAACCAGUGGUGCCUAAGACUCAUGAUCAUCAAUCGGAAUCACGGCUCAACCCUGUGGAAGUGUUUACUGAAUCGUCUACCUCCCUGGAGAUGACUCAAGGCAUUUCAAAGGAAAGAACUCACCUUGGCUGUACCCCUAAAAAAGGGGGAAGUUGUGAUCUCAACCAUCAGGAAGAACUUCAGUCCAAGUCCCUUCGUUUGUCCCCUCAAGAACAAUCUGCCUGUCGUCAAGACAGGAGACAGUCCUGGAGACGAGCAAGUAUGAAGGAAACCAACCGGCGGAAGUCACUGGCUCCCUUCCACCAGGGCAUCACAGAGCUCAGCAGGUCCAUCAGUGUCGACUUAGCAGAAAGCAAACGGCUUGGCUCUCUCCUGCUUUCCAGUUUCCAGUUCUCUGUUCAAAAACUUGAACCUUUCCUAAUAAGUGCUAAGGGUUUCAAUGUCGAAAGUUUUAGAGCCAAAGCAUCUUCUCUUUCUGAAGAAUUAAAACAUUUUACAGACAGACUGGAAAGUGAUGGCACACUACAAAAAUGUUUUGAAGAUUCAAAAGGAAAAGCAAUAGAUUUGUCUCUGGAAGCAUCAGUGGCUGAGAUGAAGGAAUACAUAACAAAGUUUUCUUUAGAACGUCAGACUUGGGAUCAGCUCUUGCUGCGCUACCAGAAGGAGGCUGAAGAGAUAUCCGGAGGAUCAACAGAAACCAAAGUUACUGAAGUCAAAGUGGAACCUACUACAUAUCUUGGAUCUUCUCAGAGUGAAGUUCUUGAUACAGUGCCUGACUACCAGAAAAUGUUACAGAACCAGAGCAGAGUCUUUGAUUGUAUGGAGUUGGUGAUGGAUGAACUACAAGGAUCAGUGAAGCAGCUGCAAGCCUUCAUGGAUGAGAGUACCCAGUGCUUCCAGAAGGUGUCAGUACAGCUCGAGAAGAGAAGCAUGCAACAGUUAGACCCCUCGCCAGCUCGAAAACUGCUCAAGCUUCACCUACAGAAGCCAUCUACCACACAUUGCCCUGGAUCCUGUCAGUGACCUUACACAGCUUCUCUGCGCUCAGGAGGAGAGGACUAGGAAGAGUACCCAGCACAUGGUGACUGCAUGGCAGUCUGAGCUGGCGAUAUGUCACAGUACAUUUGAGGAUGACUCUCUGUAGGGCACUUCGGCUUUUUUCUGAAAGUGUUGACGUUUUUGCAUCCUAGAGAACAUUAUAUAGACAUUUUUUUUCUGGAAAUGUGCAAAAUGCUUGAAACUUUUUUGAAAUGACCUACAAAACCAGUGACCCAUUCUUCUAAAUAUCCUUCAGGGUGAAAAAUCUUCAUCCUGUGGAGCCCAGCAGGUAGCAUAAUGGUUAAAGGCGCUGGAUUCCCUCAUGGUUGACUGAGGUUUGAGUCCCGGACCUGGCGGCUUCCUUUCUCACUUUUUCUUUCUCUCGCUCUGUCUCUCUCUUUGGUCAAAUUUAAAAGUAAUAAUAACGGGUGGAAUUAAAUAAAUUAAAAAAAUGUUUUUUAAAAAAGAAAUGUUCAGCCAAAAAUGGUGUUUAGGUUUUGAAGCAGCUGAGUCAUUUGGACCAAUGAAGUCUGAGGAAAUAUUUUAGAAGCCCAGUUGGGCUCUGUUUGUAAAGGAACGAGACUGAUUAGUAUGUCUCUGAUGGUGAUUUUAGGCAGAGGAAUUUUUAGCAUUGUUUGCAUCACCAGGAAAUAAGAUGUCCAAUUUGAAGGGAAUGUUACUCAUUCUUUAUGUUCUGUGUGUGCUGUGGCUUUUAUUACUGAGUUGACUCCUAAGUCCUGAAUUCAUGGCAAGAAGGAGCUAAGUAUUCCUUUUCAUUGUUCUUUGUGUUUGUUAAUAAUCUACAUUAUAAAACUGCACACAAUGAAAAGCUUUCUGUUGUCUUUGUGAAUGUUUUGAGUCUGUACAAAAAGUUAAAAAGGCAGGCAGACUUAAUAGAAAACAGGGUUCUUUGUCGAGUGCUGAUGUGAAUAGUAGUGGAGAUGCGCUUUAGCAUUGAUUACAAAUGAUACACCAACUAAUUUGUUGUCAGGGUUUCUUCUUCUCCGAUCCCACUAAUGGGAUAAAACUCAUUUCAUUUAAACACCUAGUCAUAAUCUUAAGUCUUAAACCUUGGCCCAUGCACUGGCUAUUUAGAGGUGAUCUCUCCCUACUUUGACCUUUGCUCACUCUUUUUUUCC
This is a messenger RNA of Tupaia belangeri chinensis (Chinese tree shrew), 3329 nucleotides long. It is a transcript of the gene DSN1, whose product is annotated as DSN1 component of MIS12 kinetochore complex. Gene Ontology annotation, cellular component: MIS12/MIND type complex. Bases 1114 to 2175 code for a protein of 353 amino acids. Lineage: Eukaryota; Metazoa; Chordata; Mammalia; Scandentia; Tupaiidae. The transcript has 11 exons. The record is from RefSeq and is a predicted model, not a curated record. Gene Ontology annotation, biological process: chromosome segregation; cell division.